CAGACGCACUAGCCUCACUCCUGGAAGGGCCACCACCGCCUCUGACCCCGACCCACUUGCUGACUGGGCAGGGAAGUGAGUUUGGAGACCAGACCGGAUGUGGUGGUGGAAGUUGGGAGCUGGAGGGCCUGCCCCCACGUUUCUUCUCCGUGCCUUUUCCUGGCAGGAGCCAUUCUAGUCCAGAUGUGGUUUCUCUUAACCCGGCUUUAGGGAGCCAGUCCCCGCAGGAUCAGGCCUGUAGGUCCAGACGGGUCCUGGGACUGAGUAGUCCUGUCCUUGAGGUUUCUGGCUCCCAGGCUGAGUUCCCAGAUGAGAAAAGAACCAGGGGGCCUCUGGGGCCCUAUGCUCUCUGCUCUGGCUGAACCCACCAGGAACCUUCCUGAGCAGUUUCUGAGCAGGAGGUGAGGGCUGGACACAGGCCCUGGAAGCAGGAGUGGGGUCACAGUCACUUGGGGGAGCUGUGCCUUUGGAGCUUAGGGUGUUGGGUUCCUCAGCUUAUGCUGACAAGUCUGGGGGAGGCCCCCACUGGCAAGUCUCCAGCCUGGCUCUGACGGCGGUGGGGAUGGGAGUUUCUGGUCCUCCCAUGCCAGCCCUGGACUCAGACCAGGGAUUUGCUGAGGUUUCCAACCUGCUCUCCUCCUGCACCCUGGCUCCUCCAGCUUUGGCCUGUGGGGGCUGGCUCUGUCCACCCCACCCCAUCUGACACAGGAGGAAACUGUCAGCCACUUUUGGACUCAGAGAAGUCUCCCAGCCCCCUUGCCUGAGUGUUGCCAUGACACUCCAACCCCUUCUCCAGGAGAUGCAGUCCCUGGGAUCACUGCUAGCCAGCAGAGCCAUGCUUCACAACUCCAGCCACAGAGAAGGCACGGUACACGUGGAUAAGACACAGAGGAUGCAGGACAGGGAUGGGGAAGGGGUGUGGGUUGGGGGAGCUCUGGCUCCCAAUACCUCCUCUCCAUUCCCCCCUGAGCCUCCAGGGGCCUCAGGCAACAUUAUCCCCGUCUACUGUGCCCUCUUGGCCACCGUGGUCCUCGGCCUGCUCGCCUACGUGGCCUUCAAGUGCUGGCGCUCACAUAAACAAAGACAGCAGCUGGCCAAAGCUCGGACUGCAGAGCUGGGGGACCUCGACAGGGACCAGAGGCAUGGUGACAGCAUUGUCUUCCUGGACAAUCCUAGCGGUCGGGAGCCCUGUGCCCCCAGCCAGGGGUCACAUCCUGAACUUGGCUGCCGGCUUUACCUUCACCUCCCUCGGCCGCAGCAAGAGGAAGUGGAGCGGCUCCUGGAAGCAUCGGGCGAAGCUGACAAGGGCUGGCAGGGCCUAGCAGGCCGCCUGGGCUACCCGGCUGAUGCUGUGGAGGUCAUAGCCCGGGGCCAGCUGCCAGCCCACACCCUGCUUAGGGACUGGGCUGUCAAAGAAGGCAGUGGUGCCACCCUGAGGGUGCUAGAGGACACCCUGGCUGCCAUGGGCCGUGAAGAUGUGCUCCGGGUCCUGGGUCCCCCGGCUGAGGGCUGCUCUGUGGUGUGAGUGAUGCCACCACGGCCGGGCCUCUCAGGGAACCUGCUCUGGUGCUCCCCCCACAGCCACGUGUGCUUUCCCUUUCAUGAGCUUCCUGGCACUGGUGGCCUCAGCCUGCUCUGUUUGGAGGGAACACAGAAGGUCCAGCCACCGCUCACCUCCCCUUGCCCUACCUUCCUCCAGGACAGCGACCAGGACAUGGGGAGGGACUUAGCAGUGAGACGUGGUCCUGCCCUCCCCCUCCCCACUACACCUCCCUUAUCUAGCGUCAACUGGUUUUUCUACUUUUGUAUCUCAUUAAAGGCAACUUUGGACUACU
This is a messenger RNA of Canis lupus familiaris (dog), 1835 nucleotides long. RefSeq names its product death domain-containing membrane protein NRADD-like (gene NRADD). Gene Ontology annotation, biological process: Rho protein signal transduction. Lineage: Eukaryota; Metazoa; Chordata; Mammalia; Carnivora; Canidae. The transcript has 5 exons. Gene Ontology annotation, cellular component: cell surface; plasma membrane. The record is from RefSeq and is a predicted model, not a curated record. Gene Ontology annotation, molecular function: death receptor activity; nerve growth factor binding; coreceptor activity. Bases 773 to 1525 code for a protein of 250 amino acids.